Molecule: messenger RNA, 1712 nt
Organism: Dichomitus squalens LYAD-421 SS1
Lineage: Eukaryota; Fungi; Basidiomycota; Agaricomycetes; Polyporales; Polyporaceae
Exons: 17
Source: RefSeq, a predicted model, not a curated record
AUGUCCGGCCUCGACAGUACCUAUGGCGCCCUCUUCAUCGGCGUACUCGUCUCCGCGGUACUGUUUGGACUUACCAUGCUUCAGGUAUUCGUCUAUUUUCAGCAAUACCCGGGAGACAGGCGGUGGAUAAAGGUGGCUGUAUUCUGGCUCUGGUUCCUCGACGCCUUCCACUUCUCAUUAAGCGCUCACUUCAUCUACUUCUACCUCGUCAUCAACUUCGACAACCCGUCCGCUCUUUUGACAGUGAUAUGGAGUUACAAGCUCCGUACUAUCAUAGACGGGUUCGUCGUGAUAUCCGUACACACCUUGUACACCUUCCAAUUAUGGACUCUGCGCGGUAUCGACGAAGAUGUAGAACCGUUCAAAGAGGAGGACCGACGGUGGAGCUCGCAGAAGGUCACGCUUCAGAAGUCGGCCGCUAGGUGGAUUAUGCGGCUAGUAGUCCCAUAUCUCGUGGGCGUUCUGGUCGUUAUAGGUUAUGCUCUUGUGAUUGUUAUGUGUAGUGAAACAUAUAGACUGGACACCUUCGACCGUCUAUCGCACGCUCCCUUUGCAACAUAUGUGCCUCUAGUUUGCUCGACUUUGACAGACAUCGUCAUCGCCGGUUCGCUGUGUUACUUCCUCGCCCAAUGUCAGACCGAGUUCGGAGCGAUGAACGGUGUCCUCCGAAAGCUCAUGUUCUAUACCGUGAAUACUGGUAUUGUAACUAGUCUAUGUUCUAUAAUAGCUAUCUCUAUGAUGAUCGCAUACCCUGCUACGUUUAUUACCGCUGCUAUCGAAUUCCUUGUCAUCAAACUGUACAUCAACUCCUACCUCGCAAUGUUGAACGCGCGUGGCGGCAUUCGCGACGGCCUUCAUCACACGCCUCCCGGUUUCACCCCCAACGCGUCCUUCAUCCUGCAGAACGUCGGCCCGCCUGAGCACAAACACCAGCUCUUCCUCUCAGGAUUCCCGCCAUCCUCCUCCUGCGUACACCUCGGCCACCCCGGACAGCCGCACAUCCAGUUCCAGAGCAUCCGCGAGCGGGACACGUGCCCGGCAGAGCUCUACGCAUUCCAGUUCCCCACCCCAGGCCGCUCGGACAGCCUCGCCAGCGAGGAGCCGUUCCUGCCCCGCGCCCCGCGCCUGAGCCACCCGGACGUCGCCCUCCCCGAGUACGACGAGUCCGUCCGGCUCAGCCAUCCUUUCGCCGCCGGGACUGGGGCCCAGACGCAGGUAGACCUGCCGACGCUCAUGCUCGCGGAGCAGCUCGCGAUCACGCCGCCCAUGCCCGAGUCCGUCUCGCCCAGGUCGCGCCCCAUCGACGCGCGGCCCUUGUCCCCCGAGCCAGAGCCUCGGCACGAGUACAGCGGCCCGUGGGCACAGCGGCGGCCGAGCUGCGCGCACUCGACGACGCUCAGCACCAUCCCCUCCGUGUCCUCCCGAACCUCCGUGCCCUCCAGGGAACAGCACCACCCGCAGGACUACCCGUCGCCCCCGGAACGCGCGCUGUCGCUGUCCCCGCUGCAUUUUGGGACCGCGUCGCUCGGCCCCGCCGCGUCGUUCGACGUGGACGUGGACAUCGUCGAGGGCGUGGGGCCGCCGGUGGUGUACGCGCAGAGGGACAAGGACAAGUACUCGCGGAUGGUGCGCUCGGGGCGCGGGUGGGGCUCGCGCAGCGCGUCGAAGCCGCGGCGGGCGCUGUUCGACGCCGAGCGGGGCGUCGCGGUGAU